Messenger RNA from Bolinopsis microptera, 2333 nucleotides. Its product is annotated as NAD-dependent protein deacylase sirtuin-6-like. Gene Ontology annotation, cellular component: nucleus. Gene Ontology annotation, molecular function: NAD+ binding; transcription corepressor activity. Gene Ontology annotation, biological process: negative regulation of transcription by RNA polymerase II. The record is from RefSeq and is a predicted model, not a curated record. Lineage: Eukaryota; Metazoa; Ctenophora; Tentaculata; Lobata; Bolinopsidae. The transcript is spliced from 10 exons. Bases 34 to 1716 code for a protein of 560 amino acids.
UGGAACUGCAGCCCUCAUAGUAAGGCUGAACCUAUGACAGUUAGCAGUAAAACAUUACAACUUACCGAUAGGAUGGCCUCUUCACCAUUUCGUGGUGGUAUGCCCAAGAAUUAUGACAGUGGAGGGUCAAGCAGUGAGACUGAAAACGGGAUUUGUCUCACUCUGAUGGAAAAAAAGUUAAGAUCUACUGCCGCAAAAACAAAAACAAAGGUAUUUGGUACAUGUAGUUUUUGUGGUCAGCCGAUCACUGGAGAGAAGCAGCGAGUGGAGAUAGCAAUCCCAACUACUAUCAACUCUGGGAAGUUUGUUCUGAGCUACGAUGGUCAUGGUGUUGCUAAGCUUCACAGCAGCUGCUGGAAAAACGUUCUUGGUUCAAUAAAGCAGCGUGGAGGGCGACGGUAUGUCAGGACUUCCAGGAAUUCCAAGACAUCUAAUUCAGCAGACAAGGCUGUAACUGAACAACCUAAGUUCGAAAGUGUUGAGCGCAGUAUUCUUAAAGAAGUCUCUGGUGCUGCUGAAUUUUACGACCCAAUGGUGGUAGUGGGAUGGGAAGCGAUCAGGAUAGCUCGGUUAAUAAAGAGUGCGCGUCACUGCAUCGUGUUCACUGGAGCUGGGAUAUCUACAGCAGCGGGUAUUGGUGAUUUCCGGGGCAAGGCUGGCAAGUGGACCAGUAAUGAUCUCAACGACUUCAUCAGCGACUUGUCGUUAACAAAGAAGGAAGAUCCCGCAAUACCUGAUGUUGGUGUGGACUACGAGACCCUCCGACCUACUUACACUCACGAGGCCCUGAAAAUCCUUCUUGAUCAGGGCUUCGUCAAGUAUAUCAUCAGCCAAAACGGAGAUGGACUCCACAAACUGAGCGGAGUACCAACAGGAAGUAUAUCGGAGCUACACGGAAACGUGUUCGAAGAGUACUGUGAAAAGUGUGGCACGAGGUAUGCACGUGACUUUUACACGCUUGAUGACGUAGCUGGACAGUAUUUUGACGAUAUGGAGGAUUACGGGAAGAGCGAUAUCAAACUUCCUAAAUAUGCUGUCAGGUGUAAAAGUUGUGGACUCUGCCACCGAACUAGUAGAAGAUGUGCUAAGUGUAAGGGAUACCUUCUAGACACCAUUAUUAACUUCGGAGACAACUUGGAGCAGGAUAUCAUGGACAGGGCAGAGGAACAUGCUGGCAAAGCUGAUCUCGUCAUCUCUCUUGGGACCACUAUGGCCGUAACUCCAGCAAAUAGUUUGGUGACACGGAACAAAGGAGCAGGUCUGCUGAUUUGUAACCGUCAGAAGACUGAGUUCGACUCUAUUUGCGACCGAAAGAAUGGUGAGGGUGCCAGAACAGGAUCCAGGGUUUAUAUAGACUGUGAUGUUCUGAUGAAGUGCGUGAUGAGCCUGUUACUAAACACAAACGAUCUGAUCCGGUGGGAAGGAGAACGUGAUCUGAGGUUGAAGAUAUACGACACUCAACGUCACAAACCCGACCCAAUCUCCCCUACCACCUCAACCAAUGUUAGCAGUAAUCAAGCUUCAUCUAGUAAACCUAGCGGCUCUAACAAGACAGCUAACUAUAAAGUAAGGGGUGGAAGGGAAAAGAAGAUGUCACCUGGCAAGGAUGAAGAGAUAUCAUCUCAGGAAGGUGGAUCAGUCAGUAAGAGAGCUAUUUCUCCUGAGGGAGGAAAACAGAAACGGAGAUCAAGUAAACGGAUUAAGAUUAAAUUAUGAUUUCCCGUUUAGAGUAGUUUCAAUAAAGAUGAUAAUUUUGCGAAUUUUUCAGCUUGAUUGCUGUUUUUUUUUCUCUCGAAAUUAGCCACACAUAAAAGGUUGCGAUUCCAGGUGCGGAAUCGCACUAUUUACUAAUAUUACUGCACUUACAUGCCGCCUAUGUGUAGAUACCGUGGCUAUUGCUUGUUUGCUCUAGCAUUUAAAUUUAAAAUUUGUAAUCAAGAGAUAUUGUGUGAUAUGUAGAGUAAGAGAUAUUGUGUGAUAUGUAGAGAUAUUGUGUGAUAUGUAGAAAUAUUGUGUGAUAUGUAGAUUGUAGAAUAUUUAUUGAUAAUUAAUAACCCAAUAACUAUUAUAAGCAUCAAAUAUACGUAUUUUGAGAUCACUUGUUAACAGGUUAUAUUUUACGCUUUUCUGAAACCAUUUCACGAGUUUUGAAAGUUUAAGGUUUUUAUUCAUUAUUAAUAUUAGUAUUACAUAAUCAACAGUAUGGGUAGAUUUAUGUGAAAUUUGUAACUGUAUAUUAGCUGUAUGUAAUUGUAUGCUGAACAGUGAACUUACAUUUGAUAUUACUGUUCCGCUGUUCCGGUCUAAAUAUCACUAAAUAUGUGUCCUUUUUU